Colletotrichum navitas is the source of this 870-nucleotide messenger RNA. RefSeq lists its product as uncharacterized. Bases 1 to 870 code for a protein of 289 amino acids. The record is from RefSeq and is a predicted model, not a curated record. The transcript has 3 exons. NCBI's taxonomy places the organism in Eukaryota, Fungi, Ascomycota, Sordariomycetes, Glomerellales, Glomerellaceae.
AUGGUUUGCCCUUCUCUGUCUCUUGCCACCCUCUCGUUGGUAGCCCUCGCCGCCGCCAGUCCCAUCAGCACCAAGCCUCGGCAACCCGGCCAUGGCAAGACCCCGGCCAUUCUUCCAAAGCGUUCGCACCCCGAGGUACGAACCAACAAUGGAAAGUCCAUGGAUUCCAAGAUGAUCCCCGGCGUUGGCAACAAUUGGCAAUGCUUCGACCCCGUCGGCACAACUCCUCGCCCGAACCCACUUGACUGUCAAGCCCUCUUCGCUGAAUGGAACGCCAUGGGCAGACUCACGUUGGAGAAGACGGGCGGCUGCGACUUCAAGCAUCAUAGGUCAUGCUUCACGUAUGUCUGCGCCUUGAAAGACACUGUCGAGGUUGACGCCUCGCUGCUUGCUGCCCGAAUGAUGAACCCGAUGCAAACAACGUGCGUCGUCAAUGGAAAGAAUGGAAUUUGGACCAACGACGAAGAAACUCUCAGCAUUGUUUUUGACGAGGACCCGGACGUCGAGAUCCCCGAGGACGCCUUUGAAAAUGGGGACUCUGACGACGGCGACUCUGACGACGGCGACUCUGACGACGGCGACUCUGACGACGGCGACUCUGACGACGGCGACUCUGACGACACUGACGAAAACAACGAGUCUGAUGACAACGACCCUGAUGACAACAACGACUCUGACGACACUGACGAAAACAACGAGUCUGAUGGCAACGACCCUGAUGACAACGAAGGCGAUGCUGACGAGGACUCUGGUGACGAGAACCCAGACGAUGACAACACCAACAACGAGGAUCCUACGGACGAGGAUGGUGACGAUGGUGGCGAUGACGCGGGGUCUGAUGAUGAGAUAUCCUGGCGACGACGGUUCUAG